Molecule: messenger RNA, 702 nt
Organism: Meloidogyne enterolobii
Lineage: Eukaryota; Metazoa; Nematoda; Chromadorea; Rhabditida; Meloidogynidae
Source: the annotation of a GenBank genome assembly
AUGUGUGUUAGGGACAGGCGUGAGAGAAUACGUUCUGCUCCAGCAAGUGCCAACGUUCAACGAAAUGAGAGUUCCGCGUUUAGUCCCGGUAAUAUUAUGGCCCCAAGUGGAACAGAAUAUCCCAUGUUUAUGAACAUUCCAACAACCCCUGCUGGCGGUCUAGCCGUUCCCUCACCAAAUGCUCAAUCUUAUGUUUACAAAGCUCCAGGUCUUUUGGUGGCUGCUCCACUUACUUCUAACAAUCAACAUCAAAACUCUACUGAUGCCUUAAACCAACAACUAGGUACAAGUGACACAACAACCACACAAAUGCCGAUAUCUCCAGAAUGUGAUUGUAGAUUAGGUAACAUUCCUUUACUUCAAUAUCCUGGUAGACAAUUUCAAAAUCAUUCCGAAUUAGGUCUUUCCAGUUCUAUACCUUAUGGACUAUCAAAGGCUGGAAAGACGAAUCGACGUCAAAAACGAAGGCCCUAUUCAUAUUAUGGUGGGAUGAGUGUCGGAACAUUCGGAAUGAGUGUCUCUAGCCGCCGUGGCUUUUGUCUAACACUUUGGGCCUGCCGAAGGUUGAAUCCUUCCAAAAUUGACAGACUUUCAAGAUGUUGUUUCCCUUUGCUUUUUCUUAUAUUUAAUAUAUUAUAUUGGUCAGCGCUCACUUUUCUAAGUCAACGUGAAUUGGGCAAAACAGAAUAUGUACCUUUUUAA